Metarhizium acridum CQMa 102 is the source of this 1383-nucleotide messenger RNA. RefSeq names its product surf-like protein. Gene Ontology annotation, biological process: mitochondrial respiratory chain complex IV assembly. Lineage: Eukaryota; Fungi; Ascomycota; Sordariomycetes; Hypocreales; Clavicipitaceae. Gene Ontology annotation, cellular component: mitochondrion; membrane. The record is from RefSeq and is a predicted model, not a curated record.
AUGAAGUUCACGCAGCUGAUGUUGGCGACUUUCGCUACGCUGGCCCUGGCCGCGCCUCGGGCACCGGAAGAAGAUUUCAAAACAUGGGAGCCAACGGAUCGAGAUGAACUCACCCCUCGUUGCGCGGUAAAUGGCGGGUGCCGCGAAUGCAAGGUCGAUCCUUUUAGGGACUUUGCCUAUUAUGCCCCUUGUGUACUAGACUCUUGGUUGUUCAACACAAUUACUGUUUUGUGCCAUGAAGGUUUUGAUUGUGAUCUCGUGAAUGUAUCAAAGCAUACCAGCCGGCACAUGCACAUCCGUCAGUCCAUCUUUGUGGGGCCACUUGAAACACCACGACGUCGGCCGCAGAAGGCUCGUCGUCCCUUUGACACGCCGCUCCGUCACAUCCAUGCCCCAGAGGCCGCACGCCAAAAAAACAUGAACUGCCCGAGCAGUUUCUCGCGAGGCCUUCGCACAGGCAGCACGCCCCGAUGGCUUAGCCAAUCCACGCCCCGAGCCACACGCCGCCCCUUGACGAGGCCAGUCCAUCGCAGUCGCCCAUUCACCACGACUCCCCGCCGCGCAGACAAGCAAGCCGCCGACGACCCCGGCUUCACAUCCAUCCUCGACGCGCCGCCGCAAAUCGUCCGCGCCGGCAAGCGGCAUGGCCCGGGCAUCAUCCUGCUAGCCCUCAUCCCCGUCACAGCCUUCGCCCUCGGGACAUGGCAAGUCCGGCGCCUCUCGUGGAAGACGGAGCUCAUUGCCAAGCUCGAAGACCGCCUGGUCCGCGACCCCCUCCCGCUCCCGCCGUCCGUCGACCCCUCCGCCAUCCGCGACUUCGACUACCGCCGCGUCUACGCAACCGGCACCUUCCGCCACGACCAGGAGAUGCUCAUCGGGCCCCGGAUGCGCGACGGCAAGGACGGAUACAUGGUCGUCACGCCGCUCGAGCGCGAGAACGGCACCACCAUCCUGGUCAACAGGGGCUGGAUCAGCAAGGCGCACCGGGACCAGAGGACUCGCCCCGACAGCUUGCCCAGGGGCCAAGUCACCGUCGAGGGGCUGCUGCGCGAGCCCUGGAAGAAGAACAUGUUUACGCCCGAGAACCGCCCUGAGCGGGGGCAGUUUUACUUCCCGGACGUCAAGCAGAUGGCCCAGUUGACGGGCAGUCAGCCCGUUUGGGUCGAGGUCACAAUGGAACCCGAGUUUAUGCGAAUGAUGGACUUUGAGGCAAGGGGCAUUCCCUACGGACGACCGGCAGAGGUCAACUUGAGGAACAAUCACGCACAGUACAUUUUUACAUGGUAUGGCCUAUCUGUUGCCACCGCAAUCAUGUUGUACAUGGUUCUCAAAAAGCCUGCAUCCAGCAUUACACGCCGUGUUCAAGCUACUAAAAAUUUCUAA